This is a messenger RNA of Anopheles cruzii, 1387 nucleotides long. RefSeq lists its product as uncharacterized. Lineage: Eukaryota; Metazoa; Arthropoda; Insecta; Diptera; Culicidae. The coding region runs from base 1 to 1329 and encodes 442 amino acids. The transcript is spliced from 2 exons. The record is from RefSeq and is a predicted model, not a curated record.
AUGGUGCCGGACAGUGAAAUCGGGCUAGCAAUUCUGUACGCUUCGACGGAUAAGUUCUGCAAUCCGGAUUACAGCUUCGCAUCGAACGUGGAAGUUGGUGAGCCGUUCGGACCAGCCGUAAGCAUCACAGAAGUGCUGGCCAACGGCACCGAAGAUCCUACGGCAGCUUCAAACGUGCAAGCUGGAAACGCAGUCGUUCACACUAUCCCCGAGACGCAACCCGCCAGCGGGUACAUCGAAUCCAUGCACUACACCGGACCGCCGGUUUCGCUUCCAUCGAGUUCCAUUACAUCGGAACCGGAGGAGCCUGCUCUUGUCACACGACGACUAUCGAAACGGUUGGCCGUUUCGGAGAAGGCAGCUGAAAAGCAAACUGAUGAUGACGCAGCUAGUGUGUCGCCGAAAUCGAAACGACCCAGGAAGAACUGCGCUGCUAACGUGAGUGAGUCUUCGACGAAACCGAAAUCAACGAUGAUUGACAGUAGUGAACAUGUUCCGGCGGCUACUGAAAAUAAGGUGACCGAAACACCACUAUCGCAAAUUCCAGCAUCACGUUCUUCAUCAUCGCACCUAGCGUCUUCGGGAUUUUUGGCGGUGAAUCGUCAACCAGAGAAAGCACCAAAGGUGGCACACAAAAGACCGAAUCUAGAGCUGGACGACGAUCCCGAUGCUCUGUUCAAUUUUGGCGAGGUUGGUCAGAGGAAAAACCCACGCCUCAGACGUAAUACAUCUCUGGCCAGUACUAGCCAAGUGCCAUCGCAGAACAACAACCGACUGGUUGGUUCUGCACGGUCGAGCAAUGUGGCGCCGAACAAUAGCGAUCUGUUCGCGUUCAACGAUCAAGAACUAUCCACUCAGCGCACCUCAAAGCGACAGUUAGGAUCCACGACUGCCGUUUCCGUUGCCAAUUCGUUCAAUAACCCAAGCAACACCAAUGGGACCGACUGGUUAAAACUGCCUCCCGGCAAUGAUCCAUCGUUCUUUCGAUAUCAGAAGCAUAUCAAGCCGCUUCCGUUGUCCGCAUCGGCGUGGCUGACGAAGGUAGAUCCCGAUGAUUGCUCCGUGAAAAUCAAGCAAGAAGAGUACGAUGCAAGUAGCUACACUGGCAAGUGGCUCGACGAUAUACGCGACAUCACUUGUGUAACUGAAGUAAGUAUGAAGCUAGUGCCUCAUCGACCACCGGAAAACGGCUGUGGAGAACGUUCGUACAUUACACCGAAUGAAGGGAAAAACUUCAAAGCUUUCGUAAAGAAACAGAAUUACCUGUCGCAGAGAACCACCCCGGUUGCGCCCCUGCGAUGCGUUUGUCCUUCUGAGGAUUGCGAGUAAAUUUGAGUUGAAAUUGUUUAACUCAUUAAAUACAAAUAAACUUCUUCGCUGUUCAGGC